GCCACCUCCCAGCCAAGUUUCCCUACAAGAUGGCCAGUAUAACGGACAAAUCACCUGAGCAUGCGCACGUGGAAGAACUUGUCAGAACCAAGUUGCCAGCCAGUCCCAUCUAUGCUUUUCUUCUCAGCUCUGUACAAAUUGUCGACGCCUCGAAAGGACACGUCGUGGCGCGCCUGAAGCUCACCCAAGAUCACAUGAAUCAUGGCCAGAGCCUACAUGGGUCAGUCUCCGCUACUAUCGUUGACUGGAUGGGUGGAAUGGCCGUUUCAACUUACGACCUGCGCUCAACGACCGGCGUCAGUGUCGAUAUUCACGUCACCUACCAGUCUGGAGCAAAAGCCGGAGAAGAGGUGGAAAUCGAAGGCAUAGCCGACCGUGUAGGGAGCAACCUCGCCUUCACCAAAGUGAUCAUCUACAAAUAUGACCCCGCGACUGGUGCGAGAGGAAAGAUUGUCAUUGCUGGCACCCAUACAAAGUUUGUGAAAGGCUCAGAGGUAAAGACCGGAUCAUAGGUAGUCUCGUAUCCGUGCAAGUAUAGCCCCCCGACUUAUGCUGAACCACGCCCAGUCUUCUUUGCGUCCAGCAUGAAUAACACUUUCUUUGAAUGCUCUUGGACUCACUCGGACUGGGUAGAACAACUGUCUACUCUUUUAGAAACCAUUGAUUAGCGAAAGCUUUGAUCCUCUGGGAAUUUGGAUUGACUACAUAUCAAACACAUCACCAUAGAUUGCUCGGUUGCGCAUACGCAUUCGUGUAUAACAAGACGUGUUCCGCGCAAAUUCUUAUCCAACUGUGUCUGUACAUUUUUACUGAAGAAUAUAGGUAGUAGAUGACAUCCUUGCCCGCGGCUUCUAUCUUUUCACCGACCGUAGCAAGCUGGCCCUAUGAAUUGGCGUGAAGUACGGAUGACUGUCCCUCAUCAUUGUUAAAUACGAUCUGCAGCCAUUUCCAGCACCGCGAUGUUGCGGUUCGACGAACUUUAGACAAAGACAGU
Molecule: messenger RNA, 994 nt
Organism: Dissoconium aciculare CBS 342.82
Lineage: Eukaryota; Fungi; Ascomycota; Dothideomycetes; Mycosphaerellales; Dissoconiaceae
Product: Thioesterase/thiol ester dehydrase-isomerase
Exons: 1
Coding region: 30-512 (160 amino acids)
Molecular function (GO): fatty acyl-CoA hydrolase activity
Source: RefSeq, a predicted model, not a curated record